AUGACGGUGAAGUGUGUAACGAAAAUAGCUCCAGCUCAUGUUGAUAUAUGGUCUGUUGGAUGUAUUUUUGGAGAAAUGAUUCGUGGUCAAGUUUUUUUUCCUAGAUCAGAUCAUAUUGAUCAAUGGAAUAAAAUAAUUGAACAAUUAGGAACACCAUCAAGAGAAUUUUCAUCUCGUUUACAACCAACUGUUAGAAAUUAUGUUGAAAAUCGACCAAAAUGUUCUGGUUAUUCACUUGAACGAUUAUUUCCAGAUCAAUUAUUUUUACCAGAUUCUGAACAAAGGAAAUUAACAGCUUUAUUAGCUCGUGAUCUUCUCGGUCGAAUGUUAGUUAUUGAUCCUGAAAAACGAAUGUCUGUUGACGAAGCUCUUAAUCAUCCAUAUAUUAAUGUUUGGUAUGAAGAUUCCGAAGUCAGUGCUCCUGAGCCAGGACAAUAUAAUCAUUUAGUUGAGGAAAGAGAAUAUACUGUUGAACAAUGGAAAGAAUUAAUAUUUCAUGAAGUUAUUCAAUAUGAAUUAGAUCAAAUUAAAAAAUAUUCAGAUGGAGAUAAACAAUCAAUUGAUCAACCUAUGGAAUAA
Messenger RNA from Didymodactylos carnosus, 579 nucleotides. Lineage: Eukaryota; Metazoa; Rotifera; Eurotatoria; Philodinida; Philodinidae. The record is from the annotation of a GenBank genome assembly.